AUGGCGCUCUUUUCGAAGCGUCUAACCUGCUUUUAUUGUGGGGGACGUUCCUCCAAACAUAUUCACGGCCCAACCGCCAAAUUUCAUUGUGAACAUUGCGAUGCCGAUAACUAUCUCGACCAGAAUGGCGAGAUAACUGAUCCUCCUACCGAAGCCACCAACCCACCUAACGCAUCGAAUGCGCGCUUUGAAUCGUCGGAAUUCUCCGAGACUGAUUUAUUUUGUUCCCGGUGUCUCCGCAACCAACACUUGUAUACCAGCUCUCUUGCAGCCUACUUCCCAGACGACGAUGAGACUGUGAAUACCGAGCAAACUUCGAAGUAUGAAAACUACCGCCGAGAACUUGAGGCCCGAUAUCCCCAAGUUUGUGAGAAAUGUGAACCUCGCGUCAAGCAACAAAUCCGGCAGGCCGGGUAUGAAGCCAAGGCGGAUAACCUUCGUCGCAUGAUGGACCGGAGUCGUGCAUCCAAAGCCGCACAGCGAGCUCGAGAGCAUAGCUGGCAGAGCUUGGUUGUAUACCUUGGUGCUCUGGGUUUUUGGGCUAGCAUUAUUGGCCAGCUUGCAUGGGAUAUUAUGGGUGCACUCACUGUGAACAUUCCAAUUCCUGACCUGUCUUUCGAUGAGCCCGUGUCAUUUAUGUCCUGUACAAACCAAAUAAUUGAGACCCGAGGAAUCCCACAGGGAUGCUCUUCUGAUCUAGCGCCUACAGCAGGUAUUGCCCUUGUGGUGGGGUGUCUUUCACUUUGGUGGAACCCUAAACUGCGCAUGAAGGUCCUUGGAAGAACUGGCAAAUUUUCUGGACUCGUUGAAUACUAUGAGGUGCAGCUCAUUUUCUUGGUGGCGCGAGGUGUAUUCUGGUCCCUUUUUAAAGACCCCUCUGCAAGUGGAAUUGACGCCGAGAAAGCUGUCGUUGGCCACAUCUUUAUGUUAAUUUUCACUGCCAUGUGUGUUUUGAUUUCUCGUCGUGUGAUCGACUACAAAAUUCGAGCUUUGGUGGACUGGUCCGACAACUCUUGGGAAAAAGCACCCAUGCGUAGUCCUACCACGUCUCCUCGACCGACAGGUCCCGAGCUGACGCCCAGAGGAAUUAAUCGAGAUGCCCGUGAACGAUUCCCACUCGAAAGGCUGGGCUCUUCUUCUCGCCCUGCCCCAACGCAACCUCCCGCUUUCCCCACUCCUCCUCCUGAAUCUGAUGACAUGGACUGGACUCCCUCUCGACCACAACAAAUUCAACCAACGGUUAGCGUUUAUCAGCGAGACAGACCGUCUGUUUUCGAUGGUCCAUCUCCGUUCUAUGGCAACCUCCCCGCAGCUCCUCAACCUCCCUCAUGGGGCCUUCGUACACGUCCAUCCAAUAGAUCUCCUGCACAAGUUGUGGAAGGUAACCCGUUCCACCGAAGCCCAAAUAAUUCGCAGACUCCGUGGUCCAAUAGGGUUGACAGCCCGGAACCAGUCUUCAAAGCACCGAGGUUUUUCCCUAAUAGUGACUAUCAAAAUGCAACUGGCUUGGAGACUAUGUUUGAUCAAGCCUUCAGCAUUGAACCAAAUAACGGGCCCCAAGCUGAACAGCCACCAACCGCGAAUCCUAAGCCUUCCAAGUCAUUCUACACUAAUAGUCGCCUGAAAUUUCAGAUCUUCCGAUUCUUCCUCCUUCUGGGUGCCAUUGGAGCUUGGACAUUUUCACAAAACCACAUGUUCCCGAUACCCGGCAACUACAUUGAAACACUAGCCCUCGGAAGCGCAAGCCUUAUCGCGGGUCUUGCUCUUCUUGACGUUGUCAAGAGACCCCUCGCCGACUGGAGCGGACUCGAAAUAUUAGUCAAUAUGACUGAACUCGGGGUGUCCGUCCAUCUCGGAGGAUACUUGCCUCAGGACUCUCUUGAAAGAGAAUACUUUGAUCGAUAUGGCAAACUGCUUCUUAUUUUCAUGGCCGUGCAAGAGAGCAUGGGCCUAUUAGCGUCUUAUCGGAACUUGAGGAUCUCUACCAUGUCACAAGAAGACCGACAGAGCAUGCAAUUGACUCGCCGACCUUCUCCGGUUGGGUCACCUCGGUACAGUGAACAUGAAUUUCCUGCACCAGUACAUUCUCCCACAGAGUCUACGACCACUUUAUCUCCUACCAACAGCCACUACCCAUCUGCACCGCCACUUUCCUUUGGAACCAGUGCUGGUUCAGCAAGUUUUUCGUCCGCACUACCUUCUGCAUCCAACUACCAGCUUUCCUCAUCUCAAAGCCUCCAAUCAUUCAACCCAAAAUCCAGUUACAACCCAACAUCCAGCUACAAUCCGUCACCCAGCUACAACCCACACAGUUUCACAAUGCAAUCGCUUAAAGAGGCCGAACCCUCUGACUAUGAGCAAGACUCAGAUGGCGAAACUGUAGCCACUACAGCUACGGCCUGGACCAAUGCCACCAACCAUAAUAUACGAUACGGACGGCGACCAAGCACGGCUUACACCAAUGAUCUUUCAUUCUCUCCUCGGCGAAAUGAACUUGGCCCUGGAAUCGGGGGUCUGAGUUUGGAUGACCGACCGACCACGCGUCGUUUGACACGAAGCCAGACCCAGCAAGGCCUGACAGGAAGAACACUUUCUUCUCGCACCUAUCGCUGA
Penicillium angulare is the source of this 2613-nucleotide messenger RNA. RefSeq lists its product as uncharacterized. NCBI's taxonomy places the organism in Eukaryota, Fungi, Ascomycota, Eurotiomycetes, Eurotiales, Aspergillaceae. Gene Ontology annotation, cellular component: mitotic spindle pole body; nuclear inner membrane; microtubule organizing center attachment site. Gene Ontology annotation, biological process: nuclear inner membrane organization. The coding region runs from base 1 to 2613 and encodes 870 amino acids. The record is from RefSeq and is a predicted model, not a curated record. The transcript is spliced from 3 exons.